AUGUUAGAAGAUAUUUUUGUAUGUAUAAUGUUUGCCUCAAUAGGUAUAAUUGCUGUAAUAAUAAAUGUUAUUUGUAUUGUUAAACUUUUUAAAAUGAUGGAAAUGCAAAAUAUAUUUGGAUACAUCUGCCUUACACAUUGUAUAGCUAAUUUUUCUGUUUCAAUAAUAUAUGUUUUAUGGGUACCAUUAAUAAUAUUAAUAUUACCUAAAAAUGAUUUUAUUUAUUAUUUUAAUACUAAAAUUGGCCAAUUGGGAAUGUUUUGGUGGUAUUUAUCAAUUUAUUGUCAUGUUCUUGUUUGUAUAAAUAGAUUUAUUGCUAUUUAUUUACCUCUAAAAUAUAAUACAUUUUUUAAUGAUCUAAGAACUAAAAUAUUUAUAUGUGCACUUUGGAUUAUUGCUUUUAUUCAUAUUAUUCCAUAUUUUUUUCCAACAUGUGAUUAUUAUUUUGAUGCUGAAUUAUAUUUAUUUUCUUUCUCAGAUUCUAAUUGUAGUCAUAUAUUGGGAAAUAUAAUUGAUUUCAGACUUACAACUAUAUAUGUUAUAAUAACUAUAUUUAUAGAUUUUUUAAUUUGUAUCAAAUUAGUAUAUAGAUUCAAAAAAAUUUUAAAUAGUACUGAAAUAAAAACAAUAAAUAAAAAAACAACAUUAUUUCGUUUUAAUUUUAAUAAAAGUAUUUGUAAAUACGGAAAUCCUAGAAAAGUGAUUCAUAAAUCACAGGGAAGGGAUACUGUAACUACAGGAGGUACAAAAUAUAAACCAACAAUGAAAACCAAAUUUUUCAUUCAAGCAUUUUGUCAAAAUUUUAUUUUUUUAAUAGAAAUAUUGUCUUUCUAUGUUUUUUCAACAUAUUUUACAACAAAAUUAAGUGUAAUGGCCUUUACAAGUUGCGCAUGGGAAUUAUGUCAUAUGUUAGAUGGUUUAUGCUUAAUGAUAUUUAAUAAAGAAAUAAGAAAAACUGUAAUUAGAUGUAAAUUUUGUUAUAAAUAA
Messenger RNA from Strongyloides ratti, 987 nucleotides. RefSeq names its product GPCR, rhodopsin-like, 7TM domain and 7TM GPCR, serpentine receptor class x (Srx) family-containing protein. The transcript has a single exon. The coding region runs from base 1 to 987 and encodes 328 amino acids. The record is from RefSeq and is a predicted model, not a curated record. Lineage: Eukaryota; Metazoa; Nematoda; Chromadorea; Rhabditida; Strongyloididae. Gene Ontology annotation, cellular component: membrane.